AUGUUCGUCACCCAUGGAUGGCUAUCGAGUGCCCAGGUUGCCUGGGUACAAGCCACCGGCCAGGAUUUACUCACCUUCUUCGACACCAACGUCUGUCUCGUUAAUUGGGAACAGCUAGCCGCGUAUCCUUACGUUAUAGCCGUCUCCAAAACGCUGAUCGUCUCCGGUUACAUGACGGAAUUUAUACGGUUCUUGGAAGCAUCCGGAAUACCGCUAUCGGAAGUUACACUUGUCGGCCAUAGUCUCGGUGCGCAAAUAUCUGGCCAAGUGGGGUACAACUUCCGAGGGCAAAUCGGUCAAAUUUUCGGCCUAGAUCCGGCUGGACCACUGUUCACGGGGGCUCCUUCAUCGUUUCGUUUGGAAAAGACGGAUGCCGAGUACGUGCAGAUGAUUCUCACCUCGAGGGGAACCGCGGGAGUUUUCUUCGGUGAAGGUCACGACAACUUCCUGCCAAAUGGAGGCUUCGUACCGCAACCGAAUUGUGUGACUCGAGAAUCCGGUGAUACCGACAUUGCCUACCAGAUAACCUGCAGUCACUCGCAGGCGCACGUGCUGUUCCGACUGUCUCUAAAUCCGGAUAUUGUCUACCUUGGGCAACAGUGUAGCAGCUACAGCUUGUAUUUGGAUGGGCGCUGUUCGUCGAAUCCGGUGAGCAAGCUGGGAGUCUACAGUGACCGUUUGGGAGGGAACUUUUAUCUGAAGACAUCACCAGAUCCUCCGUACACAGUUUGA
Messenger RNA from Culex quinquefasciatus (southern house mosquito), 732 nucleotides. Its product is annotated as lipase member H. Lineage: Eukaryota; Metazoa; Arthropoda; Insecta; Diptera; Culicidae. Gene Ontology annotation, molecular function: lipase activity. The record is from RefSeq and is a predicted model, not a curated record. Bases 1 to 732 code for a protein of 243 amino acids. The transcript has a single exon.